Messenger RNA from Sebastes umbrosus (honeycomb rockfish), 1594 nucleotides. RefSeq names its product zinc finger protein 180-like. The transcript has 3 exons. Bases 36 to 1070 code for a protein of 344 amino acids. Lineage: Eukaryota; Metazoa; Chordata; Actinopteri; Perciformes; Sebastidae. Gene Ontology annotation, biological process: regulation of transcription by RNA polymerase II. Gene Ontology annotation, molecular function: RNA polymerase II cis-regulatory region sequence-specific DNA binding; DNA-binding transcription factor activity. The record is from RefSeq and is a predicted model, not a curated record.
CCACGCUGCCCGGUCCCGUUCUCCGGUGCUCCAUCAUGUCUGGGUCUCAGCUGCUCAGACUGCUGCUCAACGAGCGACUAGCAGCGGCUGCAGAGGAGAUCUGGGGACUCGUUGAGAAGUCGAUAUCAGAGUAUCAGGAUGAAGCUGUCCGCUCCAAGAGAGAAGUCCUCCAGCUGAGACAGCAGAUCGAGCAGCUGACCGUCUUAAAGCCUGAAGUCAUCUUAUUCAGAGCAGAAACCCAGCUGGUCUCUGAGGAACUGCCUCCUUCAUUGCAGCAAUAUGACAUUGAGGUGGAAGAGAUUCCCGUUGAGCACCUACAGGUCAAAGAGGAGGAGGUGGAUUGGUGCAUCGAUCCAGACAUGGAGGCUGAUACUUCCAACGAUGCUGAAGUCAGACAUCCUAAACCAGAACCAGACACUAACUGUGAGCUGCUCUCAUCUUACACGGCUGAAACUGUGAGUGUAAACGAAAGCGUCAACGACAAAUGGAAUGAAGGAGAUGGUUCAUCGUCGCCUCGUCGGGGUCAUAGCGUUGAAGUCUGUGUGGAACUGGAGGAGCCUCCCAGGGAAGAAAAGUCUUGCCGUUUUUGUGGUUUAAAUUUUACGAGGGACUCUCAUCUUAUAAGGCAUGUAGACAGGAAUCACAAAGGGCACAAAGCCUUUAAAUGCCUGGAGUGCAACAAGGAGUUUGAACAAAGGUACCAGCUGGUUCUGCAUACAAGAGUUCACACCGGUGAAAAACCCUUCCGUUGUGAUUACUGUGGCAAAACAUUCAGUCAGAACUCAAGUCGUAUUGUUCACAUGAGGGUGCAUACUGGAGAGAAACCAUAUUUCUGCAAGAAAUGCGGCAAGAGGUUUGCCAGUAGCAAUCAUCUUAAAUUGUGCACAGGGACUCAAAACAAAAGCACAAACAAGUCUUUUCGCUGCACAACAUGUGGCAGAUGCUUUCACACGGAUUCAAACCUGAAGGUGCAUAUGGAGGCUCACGAGUCAUGGAGACAACACGUCAGUGAGAAACAACACGUCAGUGAGAAACUGCAGGAACAGGAGAUGGAAGUGAAACAAACUUAAAGCUGUGUGAGAGAACGCCAGAGUCUAUGAGACACCAAAUUUGUCUUAAAAUGUGCAGUCCAGUAUUUAGGAAUGGCCUGUUGCAGCUACAAUCUCCCACAAAAGCAUACAUGUGCUGAAAUGUUGUACAUUUUUUUUUUUUUUUAGCUGAAUAAGAAACUAUAUUCACCAGUUUCUGUGGAUACAAUUACAAUUUUGGGCUGUGUCAGUUAUAAUUUGACAUCUCGAACAAAUAUUAUAAUUGUUUUAUUUAUGGUGGAGAAGAAAUGAAACUGUCCCAAAUGUCCUACCCCUCCCCCCUCACUCCACCCAGUUGGUGCUAAUGUAUAACUUGUGUUCAGAUGGUUUACAGAUUGGCUGUGACAUCACUGCAUUUACACAUAACUGAGAUUGUGUCUUCAGAAGUUAGAUGUGAUUAUCAGCAUCCUUCAGGUUUUAUUACUUGUUAUGUUGUUGUUGUUUUUAAUCUUUUUGUUGUUAAGUAGUUACUUCAGUAAGCGUUAGUGCCUUGCUUGGAUAACAAG